Molecule: messenger RNA, 3558 nt
Organism: Pseudopipra pipra
Lineage: Eukaryota; Metazoa; Chordata; Aves; Passeriformes; Pipridae
Gene: CAMK2A
Product: calcium/calmodulin dependent protein kinase II alpha
Exons: 19
Coding region: 191-1660 (489 amino acids)
Biological process (GO): protein phosphorylation
Molecular function (GO): calcium/calmodulin-dependent protein kinase activity; calmodulin binding; ATP binding
Source: RefSeq, a predicted model, not a curated record
UGACGAAGGCUUGUGAAGCUGAGAAGACAAAUUGCCCUCAUCAUUAUCUCUGGGCUUGUCAAUCAAACAUAUUCCCUUAUUUACCUCGGCGAGGAGAGAGCCCCGGGAGCACACAGAGAGGGAGGGAGCGAGAGGAGAACUGCUUGCCCCAAACUCUGCACUGGGGAGGGAGCAUUUCCAGCCCCUCGGGAUGGCCACCAUCACCUGCAAUCGCUUCACGGAGGAGUACCAGCUCUUUGAGGAACUGGGCAAGGGCGCUUUCUCCAUUGUCCGGAGAUGCGUGAAGGUGUUGGCAGGACAAGAGUAUGCAGCCAAGAUCAUCAACACCAAGAAGCUCUCUGCUCGAGAUCACCAGAAGCUGGAACGAGAAGCCCGGAUCUGCCGCCUCCUGAAGCACCCCAACAUUGUGAGGCUCCAUGACAGCAUCUCUGAGGAGGGCCACCACUACCUGAUAUUUGACCUGGUCACUGGUGGGGAGCUGUUUGAGGACAUUGUGGCCAGGGAGUACUACAGUGAAGCGGAUGCCAGCCACUGCAUCCAGCAGAUCCUGGAGGCUGUCCUGCACUGCCACCAGAUGGGGGUGGUUCACCGGGAUCUGAAGCCCGAGAACCUGCUGCUGGCAUCCAAGCUGAAGGGUGCCGCCGUCAAGCUGGCUGACUUCGGCCUUGCCAUCGAGGUGGAGGGGGACCAGCAAGCGUGGUUUGGUUUCGCUGGCACCCCGGGAUACCUUUCCCCCGAGGUGCUCCGGAAGGACCCCUAUGGCAAAGCCGUGGACCUGUGGGCUUGUGGUGUCAUCCUCUACAUCCUGCUGGUCGGGUACCCACCCUUUUGGGAUGAAGACCAGCACCGACUCUACCAGCAGAUCAAGGCUGGGGCUUAUGAUUUCCCCUCCCCUGAGUGGGACACAGUGACUCCAGAAGCAAAAGAUCUCAUCAACAAGAUGUUGACCAUAAACCCGUCCAAGCGCAUCACGGCAGCGGAGGCUCUGAAGCACCCCUGGAUAUCGCACCGUGCCACCGUGGCAUCAUGCAUGCACAGACAGGAGACAGUGGACUGUCUGAAGAAGUUCAAUGCCCGGAGGAAGCUGAAGGGAGCCAUCCUCACCACCAUGCUGGCCACCAGGAACUUCUCCGGAGGCAAAAGUGGUGGCAACAAGAAGAAUGACGGCGUGAAGAAAAGAAAGUCCAGUUCCAGCGUUCAGUUAAUGGAAUCGUCGGAGAGCACCAACACCACCAUCGAGGACGAAGACACCAAAGUACGCAAGCAAGAAAUCAUUAAAGUCACAGAGCAGCUGAUCGAAGCAAUAAGCAAUGGAGACUUCGAGUCCUACACGAAGAUGUGUGACCCUGGGAUGACUGCCUUUGAGCCAGAGGCUCUGGGCAACCUUGUGGAAGGCCUGGAUUUCCACCGAUUCUACUUUGAAAACUUGUGGUCCCGGAACAGCAAGCCCGUGCACACGACAAUCCUGAACCCCCACAUCCACCUGAUGGGAGACGAGUCCGCCUGCAUCGCCUACAUCCGCAUCACGCAGUAUGUGGAUGCCGGAGGGAUCCCCCGCACUGCCCAGUCCGAGGAGACCCGCAUCUGGCACCGCCGGGACGGCAAAUGGCAAAUUGUCCACUUCCACAGAUCUGGCGCGCCCUCUGUCCUACCGCAGUAAGCCCUCUGAAGCGUGGUCCUGCCUGUGUUGGGCUUGUCACUGACUGACUACCAAGGGGAGACCCCCUCCGACAUGUUCACCUACGGGACUUUUCCUGUUGGCUCUGCUGCUUGGUUCCCGCUGGAAUAACCCCUCGCUUCUCACCGCACACACUCAACGGCCCUGCCAGCGCAGCGCAAGCAUCCCAUGAAACCCCCCCCCCUGCUGGGGUCAUGGCCCUGGGCCCCCUUCCUCUGCAUGAACCAGGAAAAGAGAAACCAUGAACUUAAACAUAAACAUCUGGCUGGUGUACAGGCCCCUCUUCUUGGCUGCAAAGCACUGGUGGGCCCCCUCACUACCCAGCACAUGUCCUGAACUGGGCUUGGACUCAUCAUCCACCUCCAUCCCCACCUCUGCUGGAAGCCCUCCGAGGAAGAGGGGGGCAGUUUUGAGCCGCUCUGUGCUGCAUCCUCCCCGCGUGCUGGUGGAUUUUGCUUUGCUGCUAUCAAGGUCCCCGUCUGCUGCCAUGACUCCUGCCCACUCUUGACCCGAGUUCCCACUUCCCAGCAGCCUUGGAUGGGGAACCACGACUUAAACUGUUUGCAAAGUCCAUUUUCCUCACGCACCUGGGCAAGGAGGGCCAUGUUUGGAUGGGUGAGUAAAGACUACCUGUUUAUUUUCCCUUCCCAGCGCAGGCUGGCUCCUUCCCAGGAGAGCAAGUAGGUUUGCACGCUGGCUCCAGGCAGCUGCUGCACCAAGAGGGAUGCUCUCCCUCCUUCCUCCCUUCUCCCUUUGGAGCAGGGACUGGAGAAGCUGGGAGAAGAGAGGAGGAGAAAGACAACUGCUUCCCAGUACCGGAUGGGCUCUCCCCUCCAUGCUGGGGCAGUAGCAUCACCCCUGCGCCCUCCUUCUCAAGCUCUUUCCAGCCUGAAUCCUUUAUCCCAGCGCCCACCCCUGCCCCCCAUGUGCAGCACUGGCACUCCCCUGCUCCUGACUCCCAGGCUGGGACAGGGGCAGCUGAACUGGCCGCUGAUUUUGGGGCACAAACCUCCAUCGCCCACGCGACUCCUUCCAGCGAUGACAAGGAAUGCAAGCUUUAGUGACAAAACUCUGCAGAAUCUGAUUGUGCUUCGAAGAAAACAAACAAGCCUUUAGCUGUCUUCUCCUUUGAGCGCAUGCCUUUUUAUAGGGAAAAAGAAACCAACCUUCCGUGCAUUUCGUAACUUGAUUUUGAGUAUUUGCUGAAAUGGAUCUUUAUGUAAUAACUAGAAAUAUUCAACUGUUUAAGGUGGGGAGGGAGGGGGGAUUUUCGGGGGGUUGCUGUUUCUCAUUGCGUUUACAUUUGGAAAGGGGUCGAGCCGCUAUGAUGCUUCUAUCGGGAGUCCCACGGCUGCCAGCCCCCUCCCCACACCGUGGUGGCUCAUCCCGUUCUGUCCCAGAGCACUGGAUGGGUGAAGGCACCCACCUCUGGGGGCACCCCCCUCCCCAGGGCACCUUCCUGCACCCCACGGGUCUUCCUGCAGGGCAAACCACAGCGGUGGCUUUUGGAGGGCCACCGGCGCGUGGCUUUCGGGACAGAAGACAUGUCCAGGAUGAGGAAUUUUGGUCUCACCUCUUUGCCAUCGGGUAGAGGUCUGAGGGUGGGUGAUUUUCCGGCAGUUCUUCCGUUUCUCAUUCUCUUUUUCCGACUGGAGCCUCUUUGCUCAUUGACGUGAGGCUCCUGCAGCGCUGCUGCCCUGGGGGACUUUCUAGCUCCACUCUCUGCAUCUGCAUGGCGUUUAACUUUCUAGAUGGUGCGUGUGUUGAAAAACAAAGAAAUGAACAAAAAACUGCUUGUUUUGGACAUAAGGAAAAAAAAAGAAAAAGAAAAAAAAAAAGGAAAAAAAAAAAGAAAAGAGGAAAUGUUUCCUCCAUGUAAA